ACAGAAGGCGGUACGCUUGCUUGUAGCACCGUGCUGUUUGUAUGAGCUUGCAUCAUUUUACUCGUCUCUUUAGAACAUGGCUGUCACACUGCACACAGACCUCGGCGAUAUGAAAAUAGAGCUGUUCUGUGAGAAAGCCCCGAAGAGCUGUGAAAAUUUCCUUGCACUGUGCGCCGGUGGGUUUUACAACGGCUGUAUUUUCCAUCGAAAUAUAAAAGGCUUUAUAGUCCAGACUGGAGACCCAACAGGCACAGGCAAAGGAGGAACCAGUAUUUGGGGAAGAAAGUUUGAAGAUGAAUUCAGUGAACAUUUGAAACAUAAUGUCCGCGGUGUAGUGGCCAUGGCAAAUAAUGGACCAAACACAAAUGCAUCACAGUUCUUCUUCACAUAUGCAAAACAGCCUCAUCUGGACAUGAAGUACACCGUUUUUGGAAAAAUUAUAGAUGGACUCGAAACUCUGGACGAAAUAGAGAAACUCCCUGUAAAUGAAAAGACUUUCCGUCCUCUUAAUGAUGUCCGUAUUAAGGAUGUAACGAUCCAUGCAAACCCUUUUGCCGGUUGAUUGAUUGAUUGAUUGAUUGAAACACUCAAUGCCUUGUGUUGUAAAUAUAAAUAAAUGUUUUGUACUUUU
This is a messenger RNA of Danio rerio (zebrafish), 631 nucleotides long. It is a transcript of the gene ppil3, whose product is annotated as peptidylprolyl isomerase (cyclophilin)-like 3. Gene Ontology annotation, biological process: protein folding. Lineage: Eukaryota; Metazoa; Chordata; Actinopteri; Cypriniformes; Danionidae. The record is from RefSeq and is marked provisional. Gene Ontology annotation, molecular function: isomerase activity; peptidyl-prolyl cis-trans isomerase activity.